CAUCUUUAAGCUCACAAAGUGUGGCUGACAGCAAUAAGCCACACGUUCACCAGAGAAUUUAAUGCUGUUGGGACAAUCGUUCUUCGCAUAUUUGAUCACAUAAGAUGUCUUCACUCCUCAAGGUGGACAAUGAAAUUAAAACCAAGGUUGAUGCUUUCAGGGAACGUAUCACCGCAGAAGCAGAAGAUCUAGUCGCAAAUUUUUUCCCAAAGAAGUUACUGGAACUUGAUCACUUUCUGAAGGAUCCAAGUAUAAACAUCACCGAACUGAAGGAGAUCCACUCAGAGAUAAAUCUGACGGUGCCGGACCCCAUCUUGCUCUCAAACCUCCACGACGGACUAGAAGCGCAAAAUGCCAAAAAGAGGAAGCUGGAGGAUGGAAGUGGGGAGGACAUGGUGACUGGCACCAAGGUCUUCGUCAUGCCCGGUGGGAUGAUGAAGAGCAACGGAAACCUUGUUGAGCUCAUUGAAAAGGUCAAGCCAGAGAUCAGGACGCUCAUAGAGAAAUGUAACACAGUUAAAAUGUGGGUUCAGCUGCUCAUCCCCAGGAUAGAGGACGGCAACAACUUCGGGGUGUCGAUCCAGGAGGAGACGGUGGCCGAGCUCAGAACAGUGGAAGGGGAGGCGGCGUCUUACCUCGAUCAGAUAUCAAGAUACUACAUCACAAGGGCAAAGCUGGUGUCGAAAAUAGCAAAAUAUCCUCAUGUGGAGGACUAUCGGCGCACGGUAACCGAGAUCGACGAGAAGGAAUACAUCAGUCUGAAGAUCAUCGUAUCGGAGCUCAGAAAUCAAUACGUAACGUUACACGACAUGAUCCUGAAGAACAUCGAGAAGAUCAAGAGGCCUCGGAGCAGUAACACCGACGCCUUGUACUGAUGCUCACCCGGCAGAUCCAGCCUCCCCCCCGUCGCCUCCCCCCGUCGCCUCCCGAGCUGCAGCCGCCUCGAUCGCAGGACUCCGACUAGACAUUCACCUCCUCCAGUACAAUCAGCCCAGUACGAGAACAUAGCUUCCAUAGAUGGACACAUGCACAUCGUUUCUUUCUUCUUUUUUGUUUUUGUUUGUUUGUUUUAAUUGUAAAGUAUAUUUUUCUUGUUUUAAACCCUUUGA
Messenger RNA from Stegastes partitus (bicolor damselfish), 1109 nucleotides. It is a transcript of the gene psme3, whose product is annotated as proteasome activator subunit 3. Gene Ontology annotation, molecular function: endopeptidase activator activity. The transcript is spliced from 10 exons. NCBI's taxonomy places the organism in Eukaryota, Metazoa, Chordata, Actinopteri, Pomacentridae. The record is from RefSeq and is a predicted model, not a curated record. The coding region runs from base 105 to 875 and encodes 256 amino acids. Gene Ontology annotation, cellular component: proteasome activator complex; nucleoplasm; cytoplasm. Gene Ontology annotation, biological process: regulation of G1/S transition of mitotic cell cycle; regulation of proteasomal protein catabolic process; positive regulation of endopeptidase activity.